Messenger RNA from Aspergillus affinis, 333 nucleotides. Its product is annotated as Dabb family protein. The record is from RefSeq and is a predicted model, not a curated record. The transcript is spliced from 3 exons. Bases 1 to 333 code for a protein of 110 amino acids. NCBI's taxonomy places the organism in Eukaryota, Fungi, Ascomycota, Eurotiomycetes, Eurotiales, Aspergillaceae.
AUGUCUAUCACUCACAUUGUUCUUUUCCAGUUCAAAGCGGAUGUCAGCAAUGACGCCAUCAGCGAUACGAUCAACCAUAUGACUGCUUUAAAGGACAACUGUAUUCAUCCGCAGUCGCAAAACCCCUAUAUUAGGUCGUUAUCAGGCGGCUUGGACAAUUCAAAAGAAGGCAUCCAGCAUGGCAUUACACAUGUUUUUGUAGCUGAGUUCGCCAGUGCCGAGGAUCGAGAUUACUAUGUUAAUGAGGAUCCUGCCCAUUUGGCCUUCGUUAAGAGUGUAGGCGGGAUUGCUGAGAAGGUUCAAGUUAUUGACUUCACUGAUGGGGUUUUUUGA